GCUUCGCACUUUGCAAAAUGUGAAAACAAUAAUAACUUGUGUUUUUGUAAAUUUUUAAUACUGAAAUGAUAUUUAGAUACUUAGCAAAUAAAACAUUUACCUUUAUACUUGUAAUGUAACUAUUUAGAAAAGUUAUAAAAAUAAUAUAGCCUUCGUAUAACCUCAGUUCGUUAGCAAUAUGAAUCCGCAAGUUUGUGCGAAUUGUCGUAACGAGAAGCCUGUGAAUGCGACUGAUAACAGGCUGGUGACGGAGAGCUGUGGUCACGUGAAAUGUAUGAACUGUUUGCUGAACGAGAAGACUGGUUGCCAAGCUUGCCUUAGGGAGAAGAAGCCGACUGAUGGAGGAGACCCUUUGGGUGGAAUUAUAGAGGGAGGGCCGGCAGACGAGACCUCGCCGGCUGAAGCAGACGAUAAGUCAUAUGACGAAGACCUCGACAAGGAAAUCCAGUGCGAGAUAGAUGAGUUGUAUAUGAAGAAAAAACUUGAGACAUCACAUAUUAAAGAAGAAACAGAUGCAAAUGGCAAGAUGUUUCUGUGCACCGUUUGCAAGAAGAAGUUCCAUGCUCGGAGCCAGGUGGCCUAUCAUGCAUACUGCAAUGGUCAGCGGAAGCCUUACCAAUGUCCUGAAUGCAAUAAGACAUUUGCCACAAUGUCUCACUAUAAGUAUCACAUGCGGGUACAUCGCAACGAGCGCACUUAUGCCUGUGAUGUGUGCGGCGAGGGAUUCUUCCAGAUGUCCAAGUUGCAGAGGCACAAGUUAAAGCAUACUAAAGAGAAGAAGUUUGCAUGCAGCGAGUGCAACAAAGCGUUCAAUAAUUUAACUUCACUCCGCAAGCACGGGCUCACGCACACAGACGAGCGGCCGUACGCGUGUCCCACGUGUGGCAGUCGCUUCCGAGACAGCUCGAAUCUGAGGAAACAUGUGAGGAAGCACGAAAGGAAGUGCUUGUGCGGCGCGUGGUCGUGCUCGCGCUGCGGGCCGCUCGCGGCGCGGCGCCCGCACGCGUGUCCGCGCUGCCCGCAGGCCUUCCACUCGCGCAAGGACAUGCGCCGCCACGCCGCCGUGCACACCGACUCCAAACCCUUUCGCUGCAAAGUGUGCAGCCGCCGCUUCAGAAGGAAAGACAACCUAGAGCGUCACAUUCGCAAUACGCACCCCGACUACGUGCCCGCCACCGCCGUCGACUGCGACGAGGCCGCGCUCAAGCAGAUCCGAGCCAACGGACACACAAACAAACUCGACGACUACCAGAAAGACGAGAAAACAAAACUAGAGAUCCUCAACCCCUUACCGCCGCUUCCAAAAGAAGAAAUACAAAAACACAUGCACGAGAACUCUACGAAGCCAGAAAAGCCCGUCGAGCCAGAUAUUACUAUAGAUAAAUCUUAUAUUUUAGUGGCCAAUAAUGCCCGUCAAAGCGUCAUCGUUGGCAACAAAACAGCGAAUGUCGAACCCAAACCCGUCACUAGUCCGUCGCAGGAAUGUGAAUACGUACACAAAAUACGAAAGGCUUCCAUAAUUCCCCUACCGCCUAUAGAUUUGCGGAAAAUGAUAGAAUUAGAAGAACAAACCAAUUUGAAUAAUUUAGAUUUGGGCGCUCCUCCAAAGGAUAAGAAGACUUUGUAUGAGAAGAUAUUGUAUGGGGACAGGGAGAGAGAUAAGAGAGACCACGACGAUAACAAUGUUGACUCUGGUCCUGCCGGAGUGCAUUGGAGGAGGAAGCUGAAGCAAUCUGUGUCUAUAGUGUCUUAUUCUUUUACAGAUUUGUAAUGAUAUGAAGGCUGAGUUUUUAGCAGGGUGGGCAAGAAUGGCAGUAUAGUAGUUUUUGUAGUAUACAAUUUUAUAUGUAUUUAAUGCAUAUUAGGAUUAAGAGAAUGAAAUGGUAUAUGUAUACAAAGCAUAGCAUUCACAAUACAAUAGUUCAAUGGAUAUUUCCAAGUCAACAACAACUUCCGUAAUAAACCGUGUGAUUGUAAGUAAGCAGUUAUAUAACCUAGCCAGUUUGUGAAUGCAGUUAGGAUAGAUAUUUUGGUAAUGUUUUCAGUACCCCCAAACACGACAGUAUAUUAAUCCAUGUAGCACGUAUCGCUAGCUAGGUCCUCCUAUACAAUAUUUGCAAGAUAGUCGUUAAGGUCACAAUAUCCUCGCAUGGUAUGUAAGAAAUACUACAGUUUUGCCUGGCGCUGCUUGUCACGCAGGCCGUACAGUUUGUAAGAAAUCAUGUACAGUGUCAAAUAACUUUUUCCCUCUGAAGUCAGGUACAUGAUGCUUGAAGUUCUCACAUUUUGACAGUUGCGUAGUCAUUCGUGGCCUACUUCGGAGGUGUAAAGUUAUAGUGCAGCUGUAUUCUGCUGUAUCUACUAAUAUUAAAUAUGUACUGCCGUUACGCGAAACUUAACCAGUCAAUGUUACUAACACUAGUAGUAAGUGCGUCCAAGACGCGUUAGUAGUAAGAAGUUACAAAUGCUGUGACACAUUAUAUAUUAUCCAUGUAUUAUGAAUUGUAUCAGAUUUUAACGUGUUUUAAAUUCAAAUGAUUUAUACAUUGGAAGUUUCUGGCAAAGGACCAAAUGUUUUGUUUUGAUCUCGCUAAAGGUUUUAUUGACGAAUUAACGCUUAUUUUUUUUAAAUUGAAUUUUGUUGGGUUGAAGGAUGGGGUAAGAGACUGAUUGUAAUGUGGGUAGGUAUCAUAGCUGAGUAACUUUCGACCUAUAGAUUGAAAAUGUCAUAUUGCAUAUGUAUGUUAUUAACAAAACUAUAACAUUAAUACUUUUGUACGGUAACGUAAGCAAUAACUGCCGUUUAAUAAGGUGAUUGAUUUUUUUAUAAUAUCAUCAAUAUAAAAUGCUCAUAUCGUUGAUUGGUCUGCCAAAAGAUUCUAAGUAUGUGAUAAAGCGGUCUUAGUCUGGAAAUUGUGCAAGAAUAUAUAAAUAAAAUAUGUAAUAUUAGUUUUUAUAAUGUCGACUGAAGAUCAUGAUCUCUGAUGUAAGUUGAUCUCAAGUAUUUUAAGUUGAUGUUUAACAUUGUUGCGCGGUAACUUUUACAAAACUCGUUCACUUCAUACUCCCGACCGACUCUUUUUGUUAUAAGAAGUACAUAAAUAAGCCAUCGAACUCUUAUCACAGAUUACAAUAAAAGCAUAAUGUAACCAAGGUUGUGAUGAACCACAAUAAAUUGAUUGCUUUUAUCUAACACGAAUUAAGUACAGUAAAUAUGGCAACACAGUGAACGAGCUACAAGUACCAUAAACUUACGAGAUAAAUAACGAAGCCUUUUUACUCAUCCGUUGAUGUUUACUGAUCACAAGUGUAACCUUUAACAUAAAAUGCGUAUUUUACUAUAUUGGUAUCUGUAUUUUGCUAAUAUUUUAUAUCUUAACAUUUUGUAAUAUUGAUGAACUUAGAUACAAAUAAAUGAAUUGAAGCGA
Helicoverpa zea (corn earworm) is the source of this 3428-nucleotide messenger RNA. RefSeq names its product zinc finger protein 835. The coding region runs from base 179 to 1771 and encodes 530 amino acids. Gene Ontology annotation, molecular function: RNA polymerase II cis-regulatory region sequence-specific DNA binding; DNA-binding transcription factor activity, RNA polymerase II-specific. Gene Ontology annotation, cellular component: nucleus. The record is from RefSeq and is a predicted model, not a curated record. The transcript has 7 exons. Gene Ontology annotation, biological process: regulation of transcription by RNA polymerase II. NCBI's taxonomy places the organism in Eukaryota, Metazoa, Arthropoda, Insecta, Lepidoptera, Noctuidae.